Molecule: messenger RNA, 1294 nt
Organism: Nicotiana tabacum (common tobacco)
Lineage: Eukaryota; Viridiplantae; Streptophyta; Magnoliopsida; Solanales; Solanaceae
Product: F-box protein At1g61340
Molecular function (GO): protein binding
Source: RefSeq, a predicted model, not a curated record
CAACCUGAACCACCCAUGUUAUUUCCUUUUCUCCUUGUCCCAUUUUGCCACGUGUACUUCUCCAACGGCUAGUUUUUUCCCCUCACAUAUUUAACCAAGAAUCUUUUGCUUAGCCAAGAUAAAAAUCCUUUCUACAUACUUAAUUUUAAACUGUCUUUAUAUAAAAAACUAAACUUGACCCAUCUCAAUUAGUUCAUUUUCGAAAUUGGGUUUUGUAUUUUGGAUAAUAUUUGUUGGUAUUAUUGUGUGAUUUGGUGCAAAAAAUCAGAUCUUGGAGUUGGGUUUUGUGUGAAAAGUUCAAGAAAAUGGCAAUGAGGAAGAAAUGUGAAGAAAAUGUUGGAUUUGCAGGGCUUGUGAGAAGUACUUCAUUUGGUAGAAAAAGGGUUUGUUUGCCUGAAAUUGUGGAUGUUGAUGAUUUCAUUUGUACAACACCAACCAAGAAACUCUGCACUCAGAAUUCAUUUUCCAGUUCUUUGAAUGUGAAGUCUCCUCUUGAAGCCUUGCCUCAAGAUAUUCUGAUAAGGAUAGUGUGUGGAGUUGAUCAUGAUGAUCUAAAGAGGUUGUUUCAUGUAUCAAAGGCAAUAAGAGAAGCUACUUUGGUUGCAAAAAAAUGGCAUUUUGAAUAUAACACACCAAGAAAGACUGUUGGUUUCAAGAAGGCUACUGAUAUGGAGAAUUGGAGUGGUUCCUAUGAAGCUGAAGCGCCGAAUGCUCCUAGGCCAUCGAAGUUUCCAAGGUCUCGAUUGAGCCGAAAGAAGCUGGCUGAUAUAUCUGUUUCCUUGUUCUCAUCAGAUGGUGAAGAAAAUUGGCCGCGGAGAGAGUUGUUUAUGCAAAUGGACACUGAGAUGUAGAUUGUGGUUACCCGUGCCACUUGUGUAUAUUCUACUUGGUGCAUACCUCGACUAUUCCACAGGAUACAUGUUAUCUCUCAUCAACAUAGACACAUGGUAAUUCUGCCUAUCAAGACAUAGACAAAUGGGAAGAUCUGCUAUUAGUAGGCAUUGUUGUAGAAAUCAUAGUCAAAACAAAGGGUACAUCAGCAAAUAGUUAUCAGAUUGCAGGUUCUUGGGUACAUGUCACAACAAUCUUUAUAAGCCAUUGUUAUUCUUCAACCCUUUCAUUGAAGAUGGGGUGGCUUGUUUGUAUUUGUAGAGAGAUUAAUUUAGGUAUUUUGUUUGAAGGGCUGUGCUGGCGCUUCUCAUCUCAUAAGAAUUUUGGUUGUAUAUAGGAGUCUGGUCUCUAGUUGUACAAUUUGUUAAGUUAAAUGAAUAAAUAUGUAAUUCCACUUCAACUA